Meleagris gallopavo (turkey) is the source of this 403-nucleotide messenger RNA. NCBI's taxonomy places the organism in Eukaryota, Metazoa, Chordata, Aves, Galliformes, Phasianidae. The record is from RefSeq and is a predicted model, not a curated record.
CACUUGGGAUCCCCCAUGACGUCACCAUUUGGGGUCUCCCCCCCCCCAGCCUUCUGUCUCUCCGUGGCCCCCCCGGAUUUCGCCGCCUAUUUUUACCCCAACGUCAGCAGCGGCGGCGUUUCGUGCCUCACCAACUGCAGCGCCGAGGCUGCAGGGAGCAUCGAGUGCCGCUGGGGGCAGUGCAGAGUCACACGGAGCGGCCCGCAGUGCAUCUGCACCGAGCCGGAGCUGUACUGGUAUACGGGGGAUCGCUGCGCUAAUAGGGUCAGCAAAAUGGCGGUGGGUUUGGGGUCGGCUGUGGCCAUUUUGGGGUUGGCCACCAUCGUCCUCCUCGUCUUCGUCAUCCGGGCCAGGAGAGCGGCCAGGUGGGGCCCUUAUGGGGUCCUUAUGGGGUCCUUAUGGG